Messenger RNA from Chelmon rostratus (copperband butterflyfish), 3708 nucleotides. RefSeq names its product mannosidase, alpha, class 2B, member 1 (gene man2b1). Gene Ontology annotation, cellular component: lysosome. Lineage: Eukaryota; Metazoa; Chordata; Actinopteri; Chaetodontiformes; Chaetodontidae. The transcript has 23 exons. The coding region runs from base 4 to 2973 and encodes 989 amino acids. The record is from RefSeq and is a predicted model, not a curated record. Gene Ontology annotation, biological process: mannose metabolic process. Gene Ontology annotation, molecular function: carbohydrate binding; alpha-mannosidase activity.
AACAUGGCGGCCGGGUGGCAGCAGCUGGCUGCAGCCUUCGUGUUCGUCGUCAGUGGCGUUUUAAGUUUUCCUCUCGGCCAGGAAACCAGACAGCCCGGAGCCUGCGGAUACCAGUCAUGUCACGCCACCAAGCCAGACAUGCUGAAUGUCCACCUGGUCCCUCACACACAUGAUGAUGUCGGCUGGCUCAAGACCGUGGACCAGUACUACUAUGGAGAUCGAAACGACAUCCAGCAUGCGGGGGUGCAGUACAUCCUGGACUCCGUGGUGGACCAGCUCUUGAAGAAUCCGGACAGGAGGUUCAUCUAUGUGGAGACGGCGUUCUUCUACCGCUGGUGGAAGCAGCAGAGCUCCAGCAUGCAGCAGACGGUCAAACAGCUGGUUAAUGAAGGCCGUCUGGAGUUUGUGAAUGGCGGCUGGUGCAUGAGUGACGAGGCCACCACCCAUUACAGCGCCGUCAUCGACCAGAUGACCAUGGGCCUGAGGUUCCUCAAUGAGACGUUUGGGUCUUGUGGUCGGCCCCGUGUCGCCUGGCACAUCGAUCCCUUCGGCCACGCCCGCGAACACGCCUCCAUGUUUGCGCAGAUGGGGUAUGACGGCUUCUUCUUUGGUCGUCUGGACUACCAGGACCGGGCUCGCAGGAUGACGGAGAAGGAGCAGGAGCUUCUGUGGAGGGCGUCUGACAGCCUCGCACCCCCCAUGGCGGACCUCUUCACCGGGAUCCUUCCAAACGGGUACAACCCCCCUGAAGGCUUCUGCUGGGACCAGUUAUGUGAUGACCCACCAAUCAGAGACGACCCUGACCUAGAGGACUAUAAUGUAGACGAUGUGGUGAGGCGCUUCCUCGCCAUCGCCAACAGUCAGGCAAAGGUGUACAAGACCAACCACAUUAUCAUGACCAUGGGCUCAGACUUCCAGUAUGAGAAUGCCAACCUGUGGUACAAGAACCUGGACAAGCUGAUCCACUACGUCAACGCCCAGCAGGCGAACGGCGGCAAAGUCAACGUGCUCUAUUCCACCCCCUCCUGUUACCUGCAGGAGCUGCACAGAGCAAACUUCACCUGGGCUUUGAAGACGGAUGAUUUCUUCCCUUAUGCGGACGACGCUCAUGAUUUCUGGACCGGCUACUUCACCAGCCGACCAGCGCUGAAACGUUACGAGAGGAUCGGCAACAGCAACCUGCAGACGUGCAAUCAGCUGGAGGUACUGGGUGGUCCGGCCUCCAGGAACGGACCCUUUGGGGAGGGCGACAGCCAGACCAUGAAGAAAGCCAUGGCAGUGGCUCAGCACCAUGACGCGGUGUCGGGCACAGAGAAGCAACACGUAGCGAACGACUACGCCAGGAGGCUAGCUAACGGCUGGCAACAUUGUCAGGUUUUGGUCAGUAACAGUCUGGCUGCUCUGAGCGGUUCGUCUGCAGAUCGAAUCUACUGUGACAACCUCAACAUCAGUGUGUGUCCUCUCACUGAGUCCAGCAAAAAGUUCUCAGUCAAUGUUUACAACCCUCUCGCUCGCCCCGUCACUUGGCCGGUCAGGCUGCCGGUGAAUGGAACAGCAUACGCCGUAUCAGACGCUAACGGCAAAGCUGUGGACUGCCAGGUGGUGGCAGUGUCCACAUCCACCCGGGACGUGAGGAGAAACCGAGGCUUCGCUGUCAAUGAGCUGGUGUUCCAGGUGCAGGCUCCUUCUCUGGGCUUCACCACCUACUCUGUGUCCCUGCUUCAGGACGGGCCUCCACCUGCCUCCACACAGCACCGCACGCCCACAGCCAUCCAGAACAAGUUCUUACGAGUGACCUUUGACCCCGACACCGGCCUCCUGAGCAGCCUCAGCAACCUGGAGACCAAACAGACCAUCAAACUGACGCAGAAUUUCUACUGGUACAAUGCCAGCGACGGUAACAACUCAGGGAGUAACCAGCCUUCAGGUGCAUACAUCUUCAGACCCAACUCCUCCACACCUUUCAUCAUCAGCAAGACCGCCAAGACAGAGAGCAUUCAGACCUCAGCUGUGCAGGAGGUGAGACAGUGGUUUGCUCCCUGGGUGUCUCAGGUGGUUCGUCUCUACACUGACAGCAGAGCUCUGGAGCUGGAGUGGACAGUCGGGCCGCUGCCCAUCGAUGACGACCUGGGGAAAGAGGUGAUCACUCGUCUGGACACCAGCAUCAAAACUGGUGAAUAUUUCUACACCGAUUCCAAUGGCAGAGAGGUGCUGCAGAGAAAGACAGAUUUCCGGCCCACUUGGCAUCUUAAGCAGUCGGAGCCCAUUGCUGGAAACUACUACCCCAUCAACUCCCGUGCCUUCAUCAAGGAUGAUGAGCACCAGCUCACUGUGGUGACGGAUCGCUCUCAAGGAGGCGGCAGCAUCCAGAACGGCUCUCUCGAGAUCAUGCUCCACCGCCGGCUGUUGUACGAUGAUGUUCGCGGCGUUGCUGAGCCUCUCAACGAGACAUCUCACAUCUUCCCAGAAGGGCUGGUGGUCCGAGGCCGCUUCCUGCUCUCCCUGGACCGCCCGCCCAGCGCGGCUGACGCACACCGCCCCCUGGCGCAGGAAGUAGUACUGCAGCCGCUGCUGACGUUCACUGAUGGAGAUCUGCACCCAAACACUCAGCUGGAGUUCUCUGGGCUGCAGGCUGCGCUGCCCCCUGCUGUCCACCUGCUCACACUGACACAGUGGGACAAAGACUCGGUGCUGCUGAGACUGGAGCAUCAGUUCCAGAGCUGGGAGAGCAAACGGUACUCACAGCCCGUCACCGUCAACCUGCAGAAACUGUUUUCCACUAUGGAGGUUCUGGGCGUGUCUGAACUGAAUCUGUCAGCCAAUCAGUGGAAAGACGAGAUGACACGCUUUCAUUGGACACCACAGACAGAAGAGAGGCCCCUGUUGAAGAAGUUCGAAGAACCCUCUGUGUGGGAGGUGACCUUGAGGCCAAUGGAGAUCCGAACCUUCCUGCUCAGAGUCAGCCUCAGAUAGCCAAUCACAUGCCUCCAUUUUUUCCAACAAGUUACAGAUGAAUUUGUGAUUCCUGUGGUCUCUCGCUUGUGUUUGAUUCGAUCAAGCGAGGACAGUUUUACACCAGUUACUGAAUGCAUGGACACAUGAGAAAGGAUUACAAGUGUUCAUGUUUAGGGCUUGAUUUUCAGUGUGAACCCAGGAACAGACAACACUGCCCACCACAUGAAGUCAAAUCAACUCUGUGGCCGCACCAAGAUCAGGGGUGUUAUACUUUUAUAUUAAGAAAUAAGUUGUAUCUGAAGCUGUUCUGGGUUAUAAAGCUGUGAUUUGUUAAUGGCUUGUAACCAAGAAAGCAAGUCUUCCUCACGUCUGUCCAAACAGAAAAAAAAAAAAAAAAAAGACGAUUAUUUGCCACUUCGUGACACAGAGUGUCUGAACUUGUUUCUCCUUUUAGACGCUCACAAUUUACAGGAUUUGCUGCCUUUUGUACUGCAGACACAUCAAUCCCUCCAAAACUGACACUGGGACAUUUUCUCACCCUGACGGCUAACUUUUUCCACUGCAUGUACGUCAUACAUCACACACAUCCUCAGACAUUUUCUCUCUACAAACAGGUGCCCUCUUGUACUGACUGCCUGAAGUGUGCAAUAAGUGCAACCUUUAUACUUCUGCAAAUGCCGUGUGUGUGUAUAUAGUGUGAAAAUGAUUUUAUACUGAUCAUCAAGCAGCUGACAAUAAAGUCUAAUAUUCUUA